CAUGAAAGCCUUUUUGCCUCUUUUAGUGCUGAGUGCCUGUCUGCCCGCCUUUCUGGCGAGCAUAGACUACCGUGCGCUGUGGCAGUUCAGGAAUAUGAUCGUCUGUGUCAACCCUAACAGCUGGCCUUUACUGGACUAUGCUGACUAUGGAUGCUACUGCGGCAAGGGAGGCUCGGGCACACCGGUGGAUGAAUUGGACAGGUGCUGUCAGGUGCAUGAUGCGUGCUAUAGUGAUUCAUGGCAACAAGACGACUGCUUUGGUGUUUUAGACAACCCCUACACUGAACAUUAUUCCUACUCAUGUGAUAAGGCAGCAAAAAAGGUCACCUGCAAUGCUGACAAGAAUCGCCCCUGUGAGAUGUUUAUCUGUGAAUGUGACAGAAAAGCAGCCGAAUGCUUUGCACAAGCUGGUUACAUCCCAGAGCACGAGCAUUAUCCCAGUGAAAACUGCAAAUGAUCUGGCAAUCCAGACAGGUGUUAA
Messenger RNA from Triplophysa rosa, 481 nucleotides. RefSeq names its product phospholipase A2, minor isoenzyme-like. The transcript has 4 exons. Gene Ontology annotation, biological process: arachidonate secretion; lipid catabolic process; phospholipid metabolic process. Lineage: Eukaryota; Metazoa; Chordata; Actinopteri; Cypriniformes; Nemacheilidae. Bases 2 to 457 code for a protein of 151 amino acids. Gene Ontology annotation, molecular function: phospholipid binding; calcium ion binding. The record is from RefSeq and is a predicted model, not a curated record.